AUGCAUUUUUCUGUGUGUUUACAGGUGGGGUGUGAGUGGGUUUGGUUGGAUUCUGGACAAGACUAUCCUGAUGACUCUGAGUUGAGCAAUGACUGCAGGUCCCUCUUCAGCUCUUGGGACUCCAGUCUGGAUCUUGAUGCGGGCAGCUGGAAGGACAGUGAGGAUGCAGAUGCAGAGGCUGAUGAACUAGAGGAAAGCAGUCCCGAGAGAGAAUCUAGUGAGCUGCUUGUGGACGAUAUGGAGAGUGGAGAACCUCAGGAAGAACAAGACACACAGCAGAACCUCCUGCACCUCCUCUCUGAGGAGGAGGCUCUGCAAGACUCCAAAGAGACCGGCCAGGGUGAAGGGGACGCUUCAGACGGAGAAGACACGCCCCCUUUAGGUGAGGGUCGCGAUGGCGUCCGAGUUCAGGAAGCUCCCCUUGUGAAUAUCCUUUACAACUGUAGUAACUCCUCACAACUGAGUGACCUAAGCCAAGGUGAUCCUACUCAGGAUCAUUUCUUAUUUAAGAAGACUCUUCUGCAAGUCUGGAAGAUGAUUGCCAGUCACAGGUUUAGCAGCCCAUUUCUGAAACCUGUGUCAGAAAAGCAGGCCCCAGGAUACAAGGAUGUGGUGAAAAGACCCAUGGACUUAACAACGCUGAAAAGGAAUCUGUCUAAGGGACGAAUUCACACCAUGGCUGAGUUCCAGAGGGAUCUGAUGCUGAUGUUCCAAAAUGCCGUGAUGUACAAUGACUCUGAUCAUCACAUAUACCACAUGGCGGUGGAGAUGCAGCGGGAAGUCUUGGAGCAGAUCCAGGUUCUGAGUACUUGGCUGGAUAAAAGGAAGGACCUGAGUAGCCUGGAAUGAGUGCAGCUAAUCCAGUGGACCAAGGAAGCCUGUUUUGUUAGCCUCGAACUACAAGUCUGAUUCUUUCUCAAGUUACAGCUCUCCUUAGGACUGGCCAGAGAAGAAGUGGAAACUUACUCUUCUCCACUACUUUUCCAAAUAAGGAUAGUAAUGCCUCACCUCCUACCUCAGAAGUCAAAGGUGCUUGCAAUGUAGUAUUUUUUUUAAAGGGGUGGGGUAGGGUACCGAGAUCUGGAUUUAUGAUGUAAAUAUUGCCCACGUUUUUGUU
Molecule: messenger RNA, 1117 nt
Organism: Rattus rattus (black rat)
Lineage: Eukaryota; Metazoa; Chordata; Mammalia; Rodentia; Muridae
Product: bromodomain-containing protein 8-like
Exons: 6
Coding region: 1-849 (282 amino acids)
Cellular component (GO): NuA4 histone acetyltransferase complex
Molecular function (GO): protein binding
Source: RefSeq, a predicted model, not a curated record